Molecule: messenger RNA, 1904 nt
Organism: Dimorphilus gyrociliatus
Lineage: Eukaryota; Metazoa; Annelida; Polychaeta; Dinophilidae
Source: the annotation of a GenBank genome assembly
UCGAUGUGAAAAAUGCUUAAAAAUGAAAGUUUGAGAAUACUACUAUUUAAUAAUAAUGUCUUAUUUUCUUGCAAAAUAAACAGUUUAUACGUUUCUAUUAAAUGCUAAUGGAAACAUCUAGAUUUCAAUAUACUAUAAUUAUUCUAAUUCAGUAGAACAUUAUUCGCCGUUCGUCAUUCUUGAAGUUGAUUUAUUCCAAGAUUCAAGGUUAAUCUAAAAUUGUGUUUACUCUUCAUUAGCCUCUACUUUCUUUUAACUCACUAGAGAAUUUCGAAACAUUUUGCGAGAAAAUUUAAGAAUAGAUCUUUAGAAUUAUUAUAAAGAUCGAACAAAAAACAAGUGAUCCUUAAUGAAUUUGGAAAGAGUAAACAGCAGUUCAAUAAGUACACAUAUUAUACAUAUAAUAGGUAAAAAUUAAACAUUUAUAUCAAAUAUAUAUAUAUAUAUAAUAAUAAUAAUAAUUUAUACAAUUAAUACUUUUUAAUUGUCUAUAAUAGAACAUUUCCUAAAUAAGUGAAAUUAAUUGCAGGAACAUGGUCUCAAAAUCUCCUUCAGAAUUUAGAAUGGGAAUACCUCUGCAUCUAAUUCUGGAUAACAUUGAUGAAGCUUUUCAAAUAUGUAUCAGUGAAAUUAGAUUAAGAGUGGAAAAUUUUCGACUAAUUACGGAUGGGCGAACAAAAGAUUUUCAUCAUUUUAAUGAAGAAGCUAAACUAGACCCGAAAUUAUUUUCAUCCGCUAAACCUAAUCUCAAAGAUCUAGAUCUCAGACUAAAGAAACUACGCAACUCAGAAGACAAUGUAGUUAAUAAGUCAAGUAAUGAAAUAAGUCAGCAAGCCGUAAUUGAAAGAAUGUCUUCUAAUAUUGAAUUAGUUAAUAAGCUACUAAAGCGUUUACUAGAAAUUACUAUGGAAGAAAAUAUUCAAUUGUCCUCACGAAAUGUAAUAAUUCAUUCAAUCCCUUUCAACAAAUGCGAUGUCCUUCCUCAUCUAAUCGUUCAAAAUAACAGACCAUCGCAAAUGUCUGUCUGUGCUAGUUUAGAAGGAAAACGUUGCUCGUGUUUGUUAAUAGAAGGCGAUGUAACGGAAAAUUUUAAGCACACUGGCUACAAAGCAUACACCAACUUUGCAACAGUUAAGCCUGAAUUGGUCGAAAAACCUAACUGGGUUGGAAAAGUUAUUGAUAUGUUAAAGAAGUUAUCUAUCAAUGUUAUAAUAAGUAAAGGAAAAAUUGAUGAUGAUUUAGCGAGUUCUUGCGAAGGAUUAGGAAUUCUAUGCAUAGCGAACGUACCGACAAAUAUUUUAAGAUCAAUAGCAAAAACGUCGAAUUGCGAUGCUGGUGCUUACAUUUUUGAGUGUACUAAGGAUCAUGUUGCAAACGAUAUUGAAGUGAAACCCUGGAGAGAUUAUUGGAAAUUUUCUUUUCAAAAAACUAAUAUCGGCGAAGAUUUUAUUUAUAUUAAAGCUCCCAACUGCAAUUUUCAAACGGUGAUUUUUGGACAUCCUGUUGAACAAAUGCGUCGUUUGAUCGAGUCAGAAUUGUUACAUAAAUUGAAUAACCUUUCAUAUCUAUUGUAUGAAAGUGAUAGUAUAUCUACUGUCUCAAAUGGAAACAUCGAACUAUUGUGCUGUAAACGACUCGAAAAAGUAAUGCAAAAAGACGUUCGAGGGGAUUUGAAUGAAGUCAAGUACUGUGUCUUUGAGAGUAUCCGCGACUGCCUGGAAGAAUACGCUUUUAUUCAGAACACGAAUAAUUUACAUUUGAACGAUGCUUAUCCUCAAAAUACCGCGUCCUUUACCUCAGCCGUACUUAAGGAGGUGACUUUCAUGACGUCACUACUCUUAGUAAAAAAACUAGCACUUAUAUCAAAUAUUUGUCAAACGGGUAUUAAAACUGAUGUUGAUUGA